UGCACUCGUCAUAUAAAAUAUAAAGUCAUAUAAAAUACACAUACAAGUAUAGAAAGUUCUAGCUUAUUUUGUGAAUACCAACAGCUUUAUCAUAUAUUUUUGAGAUGCUUACAUUGCUGCAUAAUUUUACACCAUAUUGCUUUAACAUUUAUGCAAUUGAAAAAAUAUAACGUUCUGUGAUAUGUCAUUGUAAUGCAAUACUUCACAUUCCUCUAACACAUAAGCCCUUGAUCAUACUUACUUAUCUAUUUGGCAGCUUUCAUCCAUUUGAAAAAUGAGCUAAAUUUCACCUCCUGACAAAUGAAAAUGACAAACUGACAUGGAAUAAAAUGCACGUGCUAACACAGAAAGUACUCACGUGUACCUGACUAUGGAUUACUUAUAACUGUAAAAUGAAAAUACGCCUAUGUGUUCGGUGUUUUUUUUUUCAAUGUUUGUCUCAUCCUAAGUGAAUGCUUAAUGAAAAACAAAACAUUUGUGAAUGUUUGGGCAUUUUGCAUUCACUGCAUUGUCAGCUCAUGUUUGGUCAGUGUACUGUAUGUCUGAUGCUGGGGGUUCUGUUAUCCUGUGUGCAAAAAAAAAUACAUUUAAUAAUCAUAUUAAACUUAAAAUAACUGACUAUUCUUUAAGAUGUGCAAAGCAUGCGGUCUUUCUGAAAUAAACAGUGGUUUUAUAAGUGCACUUUUUCUUCAUUUCAUAUAUUCCAUCUUACAUCUACUCUUUGUCUGAUCGAUGUAACAGACUUGAAUGUGGUAUGCUUAUAAUGCAUAUCAUUAUAACAUAUUGUAAAACAGGCUGGUAAACAAAUAGGUGUAUAAGCUGAUUUUAAGUAGGUGUAAAGUACGUUAAUACAAAACAAAACAUCUAUGCCAACUUUCUACAGGAACUCCAGUAAGUUUGAGUUUCAAAAUAGUUUAUAGUUUAUCAUUUAUAGUAUUAAAUUAGUUUCUGCUAGUUACAUAAGUUACACUGCUAUAACAUGCUUUGAGUAAUUCAAAGGUGUACAAGGUAUAAUUUAAUAGUUACAAUGUAACAACUAAAGAAUAUUUAGUCCAUUGCAUGAAUGCAUCAUGCUACUCUCUGGGUUUACUGGAAUGGGUUCUGUUUUAACUCGGAUGCUUUUACAUUCCCUAAAACGUCUCACCACAUCUGAACUCACUCAUGAUAUUUGUACCUUUGAGAUCAGCUCACUUGUGAAAUAUACAAUAUAUUACAUGUUACGUUGGUAACGGUUGGUUGGUAACAAAACGGACAAAACAGUUGCAGAAAUUAUGGGAACAAGAGAAGCAGAGGUUGAAAAGAUAAAGAUUAAGAUAGCCACUACAACCUGGCCAGAAUACAUCCUGGAAGAUGAAGAACCAGUGGAUGAGCACACUGAGAAACACGAGGAUGAUCACCAGGAAGAACCUGACGUUAUCACAGCACCAGACAGUGACGCUCAAGCUGAAGAAAAUGAACCUGAGGAAUUACCUGACGCUGACAGCACUGAUGCUGUUUCCAAAGAUGAAGAGGAGACAGGGCAGGAACAGGAUGAAGAGGACACAGCUCAACAAGAGAGUCAAGAUAAUGAUGAAGACGAUGACGAUGGGGUUGAUAGGGACAGUAAUGAGGAAGCUGGCAUAGAUGAACUAGCCACUGAGGAGACAGCCUCAGAUGAGGAUGAGGAGACAGCCAUAGAUGAGGAUGAGGAUGACCAAAGUGAGGAAGAAGAAGAGAAGGCCGACCUGGCUGAUGAAUCUGAUUAUAGUGAUGUUGUGAAAGAGGAAGACUCUGAUUCCGAGGAACUUGCGCGUGAUACGGAGAGUGAGGUCAGUGAAGAAGUGAGAUCAGACACAGACAUAACGGAGUCUGAAGAGGAUGAUGAUUCUCAAAUCAGUGCAGAUGAAGAUGUAGAAGAAAUAGAGCCUGCAGCUGAUGCUGAAACUGCUGUUUCUGAACCAGUCGUCUCAGACGAUUCUGAGAUUACUGCAGUUGCAGAUGAAAUAGAGCCUACAGCUGAUGCUGAAACUGAGACUGCUGCACCUGAGCCAGUCGACUCAAAUGAUUUAGAAAUGUCUGAAAUCUCUGAUACUUUAGACAAACCUGAAGAACAAAGAACUCCUGACGUUAACACAGUUGGGUCUGACACUGAUGCCAAUGAUUCAGACAUAUCCGAGGAUGAUGAUGAUUUUGAGAAUUAUUUUGAAGAUCUAAUAACCGCUGACAUUUCUGUUCCUAAGCCUGUCGGGAAUGAGUCUAACAUCAGUGAGGCUGGAGAUGAAAUUCCUGAUGAUCAUGAAGAACCUAUUGCACUUCAAUUAACUCUGAUUGAGCUUGUGGACAAAGACUCUGAUUCUGAUGAUGAUGAGGAUUAUGAUCAUGACACUGGGAUCACUGUGGAUGAUUCUGAAGAACAGCUCACACUUGAUAUUGCUCUAUUUGAACCAGACGAGAGUGAUUCAGGCUUACCUGACGAAGAUCAAGACACUCUGGACAACAUCGCAGGACAGACAAAAGAAUCUAGCAUCAAUCUAACUGAAUCAGGAAAGUCUGAUGAUUCCGACAUCAUAACUGAGGCUGGUGUUUUUCCAGCUGAGGAUCUCUCUGUUUUGGACGACGCUGACGAUGAUGCGAACAACAACAACAACGAAAUCAAGAGGGCCAGAAGCAAGCAGCUGAGACGCAACAGGCUUCACUAUGGCAUUGAGGAAGAAACAAGCCAAGGCUUGAAAAAAGGUAUCAGUGUAAUUUAUAUCAGGUAUGCUUUCUUAAGGGAGAGGAUUGUGAGGUAGGCCUCAAACAAAAAUACACAUUACUAUGUCAUUCAUUUCAUUACCCCAUUACAUUCGUUUUGCUAACUUAGAUUGCUAAUUGUUAUGCUGUUCUGUAGACAUGUGUGUUAAAAUACAAAAUGUCAUCAAUACAUCAGCUUUUCGCUUUUAACCUGUCAUUAAUCUCCAUCAUUAUUGCUUAACAGUAGAAAUGCUGAGGCCUUGUAAUCUUGCUAUUCUACUGGCAUUUUUUUUUUGUCAAAGUAACAGAUUAUUAACUGGAUUUGUGUAAUAGCAAUCACACUUAAGUUAAGUCUGUAUGAAGUUGUCUAUGUAUCCUACAAAUGGAAAAUUAUGUAUCAAUACAAUGCAAUGGAGUCUGUACAUAGGGACUGCAGACUGUAUUGAGACGCACUACCCAAAUUGUAAUGGUGACGUAAUCCGCAUCUCUGAACGGGAUACAUUCCUGGUGAGACUGUCAAAAAUAAGGCCCAGUGGCAUUUAUACGUGACAUACACCACACACUGUGAAGUCCUACUGAUGAGUGGUUAGCAAUUAAACUCAUGCACUGCCAUGACUUUACUAUGCAGCUAUGGAGGGCUGUUGGUUCAGCUACCCAGUGUUACACAUGAAAGACCACAUGUUCAUGGUGAUGCACAAGUCCACUGUGAAUUAAAGUUCAAAAUAAAGUGACGCUACCCUGCGUAUUCAACUAAAUUAAUCUUAGAGUUCCAUUUGCAUGGGCAAUUUGAUAACGUAUUAUUUCAUAACAUGUUAACUAAGCUGACAAUCAUAAAUUACUAUUUUAAUAUCCUCUAAUUGAACCCCAUAUUUGUGUCUGCUUGCUGUUUUACUAAUUGUCUGUAUCAAACUAAUACCUGUCCUGUCAGCUUUUUCUAUCAGGUCUUUCAUACAUGAGCUCAUAAAUGUACUUACUUUUUAGUUCUUGAACAAGAGAAGGUAUCCAAGCAGCAGAAGACCAGAGAAGAAGUAUACAAAA
Messenger RNA from Clupea harengus (Atlantic herring), 3750 nucleotides. RefSeq names its product serine-aspartate repeat-containing protein F-like. The transcript has a single exon. The coding region runs from base 1272 to 2771 and encodes 499 amino acids. The record is from RefSeq and is a predicted model, not a curated record. NCBI's taxonomy places the organism in Eukaryota, Metazoa, Chordata, Actinopteri, Clupeiformes, Clupeidae.